Trematomus bernacchii (emerald rockcod) is the source of this 716-nucleotide messenger RNA. Its product is annotated as histone H1.10-like. The transcript has a single exon. Gene Ontology annotation, molecular function: DNA binding. Gene Ontology annotation, biological process: nucleosome assembly. Lineage: Eukaryota; Metazoa; Chordata; Actinopteri; Perciformes; Nototheniidae. Bases 102 to 530 code for a protein of 142 amino acids. Gene Ontology annotation, cellular component: nucleosome. The record is from RefSeq and is a predicted model, not a curated record.
UUCCUGAGAGCAUCAAGGCAGAUUAAGUUCCCACCGCAGCACCGGCCGCCCCGGCAAAGGCAACAGCUAAGUCCGCGAAGAAGAAGGCCACCAAGCCCGCCAUGAAGGGUGGCGCCGCGGAGCUCAUCCUGAAGGCGGUCACCGCCUCCAAGGAGCGGAAAGGGAUCUCUUUCGUGGCUCUGAAGAAGGAGCUGGCCGCCCAGGGCUUCGACCACACCGCUCACAUUAAACGCGCCGUGAUUAAGUUGGUGGAGAAGGGAUCCCUUCUGCAGGUCAAGGGAACCGGGGCGGGCGGGUCCUUCAAGGCAGCCGAGAAGCCCAAGAAGGUGGCGAAGAAGCCCGCAGCCAAAGCCACGAAGCCGGCAGCGAAGAAACCCGCCGCUAAGAAGGCGAACGUAGCAACACCCAAGAAGGCGACGAAGCCCGCUGCUGCUGCCAAGAAAACCCCCGUGAAGAAGGCCACAAAGAGCCCUAAGAAUAAAGCUGCCUUUAGGUCCAUUAGACCUGCUCAGGUGAUAGUAGUGAUUUAAAACUAGAACUUCAAUAUGAUUUAUUAAAUGUAGAUGUCAUUUUAAUACAAUAAAGUGAUAACAUAUGGAGACCUGGGUUUAAUAGCACUUCACUAGAAUUACUUUGGGUUUUAUCAUGUGCUGAUAUUAUUCCAUUGUAUAACUUCAUCUUUUUCGCUUUCUCUUUACUUGCUGCCUGCAUCUGUA